This is a messenger RNA of Cyanistes caeruleus (blue tit), 4235 nucleotides long. Lineage: Eukaryota; Metazoa; Chordata; Aves; Passeriformes; Paridae. The record is from RefSeq and is a predicted model, not a curated record.
GCUAGCGACACCCGGCUAUCGCCGCUUAUAGCCCCGCUUUCGCUUCUCGGGUCGCGGAAAAGCGGCUCUCCCCGGCGGUGCAGUGGCAGCCCCCGUCAGGGCUGAAUCCUAGGGAAGAACAGGCAGUAACUUGAAUAAUAAAGCGACGGUAGAAAGCUCCUCGCCGCCUUCAAGUUUGCAAAUCAUGUGCUCUCCGAAGAUUUUCCAUCCAGCCUGCCCAGCAGAAGAAGAUUCCAAACCGGUAUUUGGGCCAGCCCAGCCCCUUCACACACCCACAUCUGCUCAAACCAGGAGAGGUAACGCCAGGAUUGUCACAGGUGGAAUACGCUCUUCGCCGGCACAAACUGAUGGUGUUGAUCCAGAAGGAAGCCCAAGGCUGGGAAAGUUUGGACCACACAGUGAUUCUGCUGUCCAACCCUACAUACUAUAUGAGCAAUGACAUCCCCUAUAUUUUCCACCAGGACACUAAUUUCCUGUACCUCUGUGGGUUUCAGGAGCCUGACAGCAUCCUUGUGCUGCAGAGCAUUCCUGGCAAAGCGCUGCCGUCUCACAAAUCCAUACUUUUUGUGCCCCGGAGAGAUCCAAAUCGAGAGCUGUGGGAUGGGCCCAGAUCAGGCCCAGAUGGGGCAAUUGCUCUCACAGGAGUAGAUGAAGCUUACACCAUUGAGGAGUUCAGACACUUGGUGGCCAAGCUGAAAGGUGAGUCAAACAUGGUUUGGUAUGACUUGAGAAAACCAGUGCAUGCAGAGCUGCACUCUGACUACAUGCAGUCCCUGGCUGAGGUAAAAGCUCGGAGCAAAAACCGCAUCCAGGGCGUUCGACAUCUCGUGCAAAACCUUCGGCUGAUCAAAUCCCCUGCCGAGAUUGAGAGGAUGAAGAUAGCUGGCCGCGUGACAGCAGAGGCUUUCACAGAGACAAUAUUUGCCAGUAAAUCCCCUGUGGAUGAAGCCUUUCUGUAUGCUAAGUUUGAAUUCGAGUGCCGGGCUCGUGGUGCUGACAUAUUGGCAUACCCCCCUGUUGUUGCUGGUGGCAACAGAUCAAACACUUUGCACUAUGUGAAGAAUAAUCAGCUCAUCAAGGAUGGUGAACUGGUCUUGCUAGAUGGUGGAUGUGAAUUUUCCUGCUAUGUGAGUGACAUCACACGUACCUGGCCUGUUAAUGGAAGGUUCACCAAACCCCAAGCAGAACUGUAUCAAGCUGUCCUGGAUAUCCAGAAGUCCUGCUUGAGCCUCUGCUCCCCUGGCAUGAGUUUGGAAAAUAUCUACAGCCUCAUGCUGAGCCUUAUUGGACAGAAACUGAAAGACUUGGGUGUCCUGAAAAGCAGCGUCACCGACAGCCAUUUUUUCAAGGCUGUUCGAAAGUACUGCCCUCAUCACGUGGGCCAUUACUUGGGCAUGGAUGUUCACGAUACCCCGGAUAUAUCCCGAUCGCUCCCGUUCCAGCCAGGCAUGGUGAUAACCAUUGAACCAGGCAUUUAUAUCCCUGAGGAUGAUGUGAGUGCUCCGGAGAGGUUUCGUGGCAUUGGUGUGCGCAUUGAGGAUGAUGUUGUGAUAACAGAGGAUGCACCUCUCGUCUUGUCUGCCGACUGUCCCAAGGAUAUCUACCACAUUGAGCAGAUCUGUGGCCGCAGCUCGUGAUGCCCCUUCUCUGCCUCUUUCAUUCUCCUUGGGAGAUGCAGCCCUGCAGGGAUGCAGAUCCCUUCGCUGGCUGUAGUUCUGAAGUGAUGGAAGGCAUGGAUGGACACUUGAUGGCUAUUUCCAAGAUUGGGACUGGGCAGUGGAAUGCAAAAGGCUUGGGUACUGAGGGAUGAAAGAACAAAGCAACCUUUUCUGUGCUCAAUUUUCUUCUGAUUUGUGCUGAUGUUAAACUGUUGUAUGAUGUGGGAGUGGAUUAACCCCUCUGCUGUGUGUAUCCGUGUGUUCUGGGACCCUUGGCGGGGGUUGAAUUUUGUCAGCGCCACCAGAUGCAUAGGUACAACAGCUGAGACCAAGGACCCCUGUUUUCCCUCCUUAGCAGCAGUUUCACAACAGUCAGAUUUUUAAAAUGAGGCUUUUAUAAAUGCUGGUUUGGGAUAAGAAAGUGUCAGGUUGAAUUUUAUAGCACCAUGUAAGGAGAUAGCCUGGUAAUCAAGAAGAUGGGAUUGUUGGAGAGGUGGCUGUAUCUGAAGCCAGUGGAGAAUUCUUUUAGUAUUUUAAGGAUAAAAGUGUGUUUAGACCUUGUUCAAGCAUAGGCAAAAUAGGCCUGCAGCUGGGAAAAACACCUUGUCUUUCAGCUUAUUGGAGUGUUUCAUAAUUUCAAAAAGUACAAUUAGGGCUCAGAAGGUUAGACAUACCUAUUCUUGCUGUCUUCCACAUUCCCUUCCUUUUGUCCCAAAAGUCCAUUAGAUUUUCCUGCUCUGAGUUCCUUUCUAAUGUAGGAAGCAGGGCCAUGUUGAUUAUGCUGGACUCCACUGGUGAGCUGUUGGUUGUCACCCAGAUGGGAGGUGUCCAGUUCUGGGACAGUCACAACACCUGUCUGGCUUAUGCUUGCUUUGUGUUGUAAGUGCCAGCAGCUUCAGCAGUGUGGUUUUAAGGAGUCUGUCCUAUGGCAAGUCUUUACAUGGCUUUUAUAUGGAAUUAAUUAGAAUUAAAAGUAAUUCUUCUUUUCUGAACUCCAAGGGCAUGACAAGAGUUGACUUUUAGAUUUUUCCAAGUGCUCUGACAAUAUUUUUGAAGCAGCUGCAAAUGUUACUGGGACUAGGCUGGGUGAGGAGUAAAGAGAAGAGUUUUCUACCCUGAACAUCAGCCUACCACCCAGGCCAUUGUAUGCCAUAGUAAAUACACUUACUAGAGGCAAGCACAGCAUCUGUGUAUUUACUGAAAAUAUUUAGACAAUCAGCUAUUUAACAUGUCUGAAAAAUGCCUCUCAUCAGAGCAUCUCCUGUUAUUUACACUUGCUGUUGCAUCACCUUACUUCCUUUCUUAUGAUAGCUUUCAGUGCUCUUCAUUUGUUACUUUAAAUUUUCUUUUCUCUUCCUAGAUUGUCUAUUUUUGACCCACUAUGUCACUGCUUGCUAAUCCAUUUUACUUUCUUACCAAUGUCACUGCCUCUUCCUCGGUUUGGCCUAAUUCCCCACAGUGAAUGUAGCCACAAGCAUGUGGGAAAGGUGCUCAGGGUUCUGGAGUUUGACCUCUGGUUCUGUUGCUGUGUAAUCUCUAGCAAAAUCUGCACUUGUUUUUUCCCCCCUCCUUGUUUUUUUUCUAUGUUUCACUUAGUGAAGGCCAAGUGGGCAGUGUCUUGCAUCUCUCAUUGCAUUUAACAUGAGCUGGGUGCAUGCGCUGGAGUUGGAAUUUUGGCACCUGAAAGGCAACCAAGACAUGCCAUAAUUUUAUUUUCUAAAUAUGACAAAAAGAAAUGCUUUUAUGGGGUUUAGUGUAUCAAGUUUCACCUAUUUAAGGGAAUCUGCUAAUCUCUGAUGUCAGUGCAUGUUAAAUACUCCUGUGUUGCAGUGAUAGCUACAGCCUAAAAUGGGAGGCUUCCUAAGUAUGAACACAGACCUGAUGAAUACUUUUGAUGUUGUUCUGAUCUGUAAUACAUUUGUUCCAAUUACACCUGUUAGAGCCACAUCAACUGGGCUAAAUCUUGGGGAUUUUGGAACUAUGUAAGCAGCUUAAAAUAACAUUAAUCUGAGAGAUACAUGUGUGGGCUGAUCUGCACAUCUGCCCAUGCAUCUAACAGAGUUAAUAAUGGUACUUACUGUAAAUAAGCCUUUAAAAUGCAUAUAUACAAAUUAUUUUUAAAAUAAAGCAAUUUGUAGGAAGUAAUUUCUUAGGCCAUCAAGUUGUACGCUGUUGAAUAGAAAUAUGCACCUCCAAAAACAGCAUUGUUUUUGAGGGAGAUUUAUAAAUUGUGUGUGACCUGUUUUGGACUUGAAAUAACAUUGUCAAAUGUUAUUUCACACACUAAUUCCUACACCUCUCAGGAAAAUCCUGCAACUUGUAAACACCAAUAGAUCUUAGGAAUGCUGCAGAUGAAUGUUUCUGUUAGUAAUGAAGUGUUUGUGACUCUGCUGAGUGGAAAGUAAUGGAUCUGCUAGGGCUGCUGACUGUGUCUGAUUCAGGCCAUGCAUAUUCUGUAAUUUUUCCACUGUGUUCAGCCAUUUUUUCAGCAUGGUUUGAAUGCUGGUUUGAAUCUCUUGUUCCAUGUAAAGGGUGCAUUUCACAGAAGGUAUUAAAUCUGCAUCCUAUGAACCUAAA